GCGAGUCAAGUGAGUUGCGGAACGUAUUCACGACCUCUGCACCGCGUCUCACUUCAAACCGUGUGCAUCACACCUCGAUCCUUUCCAACGCGAGUUUAUCGGAACAUUUUUUUUCACCCCUUUCUUCCCGACAGUAUCGAUCGACUCGGUACACCCCCGUUCGCGUUUGUCGCUCGGUCGAAUCGCAAAAGAAGUAACGUGUUUCCGCUCUGCCGUGCUCAACGUUCGGCAUUUAUCCGGUCGAGCUGCCGCGAUCCGCGAUCCGGCUCGGCGCAUUCGUCGAUUAAUUUGCAAAAGCGACUACGAUUACCGUUGUACCGAGCUCAAACCGUAGUCUUCGAGUCGUACCGAGAUGUUGUUGCGCAACCAGACUUUCGUCAACGCUCCAUUGGCUUACAUGGGCGACGAAUCCGGGCAUGUUUCGACGAUGCGUGAAAAAUAUCUGGGAUGGAACGUGCCUCCGGAGCACGCGGACCUCAUACACCCACACUGGAGGGGGUUCCCCGCGCCGGGGAAAUAUUGGCACCUUGGAAUGGCGCUUAUCUACACUUUGCUGCUGAUGAUGUCUUUCGUGGGAAAUGGUUGCGUCAUAUGGAUAUUUAGCACAUCGAAAUCGCUGAGAACGCCGUCCAACAUGUUCAUAGUGAAUCUGGCAGUUUUCGACUUGCUAAUGGGCUUCGAGAUGCCCAUGUUAAUAGUAAACUGCUUCAUGGAACGCAUGAUGGCUUGGGAAGUGGGUUGCAACGUCUAUGCUGUCCUAGGGUCGAUUUCUGGAUUCGGGCAGGCUAUCAGCAACGCAGUGAUCGCUUUCGAUCGAUACAGGACCAUUUCCUGCCCGAUCGACGGACGGCUGAACUCGAAGCAGGCCGCGGUGAUCAUCGCGUUAACGUGGUUCUGGGUGACACCGUUCACCCUUUUACCGCUAUUGCAGAUCUGGAGUCGAUUCACCACCGAGGGUUUCCUGACCACCUGCUCGUUCGACUAUAUCACGGAGGAUGACGACACCAGAGCCUUCGUCAUGGCUAUCUUCAUCUGGGCAUACGUGAUACCUUUAUGUCUCAUCUGUUAUUUCUACUCUCAACUGCUCAAGUCUAUAUGUAACCACGAGAAGAUGCUGCGCGAACAGGCUAAGAAGAUGAACGUGAAGUCGCUGGUGACAAAUCAGGAGAAAGAGAGAAGCGUCGAGCUACGAAUCGCCAAGGUGGCGUUCACGAUAUUCUUCCUGUUCCUGCUCGCUUGGACACCGUACGCGGUCGUCGCUCUGACAGCAGUUUUCGGCAAUCGGGAAUUGCUGACGCCGGCCGCCGCGAUGGUACCCGCCGUGUUCGCGAAAACGGUCUCAUGCAUCGACCCGUGGAUUUACGCGAUCAAUCAUCCAAGGUACCGACUGGAGCUGCAGAAGCGCUGCAAGUGGAUGGGCAUCCACGAGCCGGAACCCCAGCAUCACGAGACUGCUUCUGCCCAAACCGAAAAGAUCAAGUCGGACGACGCGUAAGUCGCGCCGAUCCUCGAAUCUCCAUUCGACAACGGGUAAGAUUAAUUGCGACGCGUUCGACCGAGACCCACCAUAAAAACUCACCACUGGUGCGAUCUCGAUCGUCAACCUUUCGUUUCUAUUCCUUGUCGAGGUUUUGCGACUGACUACAGGAAGUCAGGCCUACGGCGAACACCCGCUGCGACGUGUUCGCAGAUACUAUCGAUUGUACUCUUAUUAAAGUAUCGUUAAAGCAAAUCAACCGGCAAACUUUCGUUUUGUGUUUCACCUCCGUAGAGCUCCAACUUACCACGAUUAUCGGUAUUUAUUAUUAUUACGAACGACGUAGUUCCUAUCAGCCUGUAAUACAACUUACAAUUUUUAGAUGUACUGUUGGAUUAAUAAAAUGCAGAAAAAUAAAGGAGGUAGCUACGAA
Messenger RNA from Hylaeus anthracinus, 1910 nucleotides. It is a transcript of the gene Blop, whose product is annotated as opsin, blue-sensitive. The transcript has 8 exons. Gene Ontology annotation, cellular component: membrane. The record is from RefSeq and is a predicted model, not a curated record. The coding region runs from base 353 to 1495 and encodes 380 amino acids. Gene Ontology annotation, molecular function: G protein-coupled receptor activity. Lineage: Eukaryota; Metazoa; Arthropoda; Insecta; Hymenoptera; Colletidae. Gene Ontology annotation, biological process: visual perception; G protein-coupled receptor signaling pathway.